Molecule: messenger RNA, 2990 nt
Organism: Ceratitis capitata (Mediterranean fruit fly)
Lineage: Eukaryota; Metazoa; Arthropoda; Insecta; Diptera; Tephritidae
Product: stromal membrane-associated protein 1
Exons: 2
Coding region: 277-1884 (535 amino acids)
Molecular function (GO): metal ion binding; GTPase activator activity
Source: RefSeq, a predicted model, not a curated record
CAAUCUUAAAUAUUCGCCUUCAUUCGACGUUUUUCUUUCGGUCAUGUUAAUGGUAAAUCAUUUUAAUUUUUAGAUUAGUAUUGAAGUUAUUUCAGUAGCAGUUUCUCCGGAAUUCACUCAAAAUUAGCAAUUUACAGAAUUAUAUUCCAAUUUAUAAACAAAUGCAGCAGUCAUAAUUGUAGAAAAUAAAAGCAAAAAGUGUAGUACAAGUGCAAAUAUAAACCGUGGCAAACAAAGUUUUUUUUCUUGUGUGUUCAUAAAAAGAGAAAAGUAAAAAUGAGCUCAACUUCUAGCCGCAAAGAAAAUGAAAGGACCAAAUUAAUACAGGAAAAAUGUCAAACUUUACUGACUCAGAUGCUACGUGAUGAAGACAACAAAUAUUGCGUUGAUUGUGAUGCGAAAGGUCCGCGUUGGGCAUCAUGGAACCUAGGUGUAUUUUUGUGCAUACGCUGUGCCGGCAUACAUCGCAAUCUUGGCGUACACAUAUCACGUGUAAAGUCGGUUAAUUUAGACACUUGGACGCCAGAACAGGUGAUUUCAUUGCAACAGAUGGGCAACUCUCGUGCGCGUGCCGUCUAUGAAGCACAGCUGCCAGAUGGUUUCCGUCGCCCUCAGACCGAUACAGCAUUGGAAUCGUUUAUACGCGCCAAAUAUGAACAUAAAAAGUAUUUGGCACGCGAAUGGGUGCCGCCAUCUCCGCCUAAAGUAGACUGGGCAAAAGAAAUCGAUGAGGAAUUAGAACGCCAGAAGCGAAAGAAGAAAGCAGCACAAGCAUGCACAUCAAUGGGACUGAGUGUAAUGAGUGGUGUUGGCGCUGGAGGUGACAAAAAGAACAGUACAUCAACAAGUUCAGUAUCGAAAUCGACAAAACUGCCAGCGCCGUUACCCAAACCGAAGGCCGGCCAAGUUGGAAGUGGUUGCAGUCCGAAAACACAACGCAUUUCAACAAAUUCAACCAGCAGUGAUGGCAAUCAAAGCAACGAUUUACUCGGACUUUCCUCUCCCACAAAACCUGUUCAAAAUAAUGUUGCUAAUACAGCACCACAAGAUUUGCAAAAUGAUAGUUUCACUGGAUUUCUAAGUGCCACACCUUCCGUAGCUUCCCAAAGUGGGGAUCAUAACAAAUUUGUGGAAUCGAAUGGUCAAAGUACUACACAAAAUUCGCUAGCCAAGGACGAAGAGGAUUUUUUCAAUCAAGGAUCGCUAUCUAGUGGUGACAAAGAUAAAUCUGGAAAAAUGACUAAAGAUAGCAUACUGGCACUAUAUGGCACUGCACCUACCAAUACUGUGCAAUCUCAUAAUCCGCAUGGCGGGCAAAUGCCUUUUGCCCAACCACAACCCAUGUUUGCCGCAACUGGCGCAUACUCGGCUGGAAUGGCCCCUGGUUAUAUAGGUGCCGGCGGAUUACAGCAUUCUCAGCAACAACAAUUUAUGACGCCACCCAAUUCAACCAGUAUGUACAAUGCACCAGUUAUGACAGCUCCGACAGCAUUCACCACCCCUGGUAUGCAUAUAGGUGCCACAGGUGCAGCCGCUGGAUUCGGUGCACAAUUUCCGGGAACAACCAGUACCGCCAUGUACACACAGCAACAUAUGGCUGGUAUAGGAAAUAUGAUGGCAAAUAGUGGACAGCCAGCAGGGAACCUAAAUCUUAUGCAUACCAAUCAGAGUCUACUUAGUGGUAUGUCAAUGAUGGGUAUGGGUGCUACAUCAGUAGGCAUGUCGCAACAGCCUCCGAUGGGUAUGAGUAUGCCAAUGGGUUCAAUGCAAAUGACUGGAACAUUUCAAUCAGCGCCUACAGCGGCUGCCGGUACUGCAUCUACUGGUAACAUUGGACUGAACCAGCAAUUUAGCAAUUUGAAUAUUGGCAAUGUGUGGCAGUGAGCAGGUGGCGCUUGGCAGGUUGGUGAACAGUAGCACCAGCUUCAAUUGCUGCCGAAAACCAACUUGCCUUGUACAGAAUUACGCUAUCGACAGCGGCGCCAACGUCGGUAUGUUUUCGUUUUAGGUGAAACUCGAAAAGAGAAAAAAGCUUAAUAAAAAUAAUUUCAUGUUCCUUUAAGAAUUUUCGAAAAAGAUGUUUAAAUAAUAAAAUAACAUUAAUAUUUGUGAUUGGGAAUUUUCUGCAGUUAGGGCGCUUAGUUAACUUUUUGUAUUUAUAUUGCACCAAAUUUUCAAACGUAAUUGCAAUUUGUCCUGCACGAAACGAAAACAUUGCCGAACAUAGCUAAUUAAAAUUAUAAAGCAUGACAUAUGCACAUAUUGGAUAAAGUCGUUACAUAUAAAAGCUAUUCAUUCGUAUUAAUAAUUUGCACUUCAGCAGCAUUAAACAAACUCUCUUGGUUGGUUAUCUCAUUAAAAGGCUCAUAAAGGCCUAAAUAAAUUUUAAUUAAGAUGGAUCUUUUUUAUUUGUAUUUACGUACGUUUAUAUAUUUAACAAAAAUUUUUGGGCUUAUGGUACUUGCUUAGUAUUAGAAGAAAUGUGAACUUCAAUGGCCAGAUAAACUUUCAAAAAUGCAGAAUAUAUUAAAUAGUCCACAGGUGCAUUACUCAAAGGAUAAAUAAAACCAUUUAUUCAAGAUCAGCCCGCAAUAUUUUUGUGCGCAUCUCCAGUUUUUAAAAACCCUUAUUGUGUAUAUUAUAUAAAAAUGAAUGUGAAACUUUGUACAAAAAGAUCCAUCUGGCUGAUUGGUUUAAUUCUAUGUAUGGUCAAUGGAUCAGCUGCAAUACUUAACCCGAGACGAAAAUGUAAUAAAAUAAGCUUAUAUGUAUAUGUACAUAUAUUAAAGCUGAGAAUCAGUAUGUAUAGUAUGGAAGGUUAUUCCUUCCAAAGUACAAUUAACCUUUGAGCAUUUGUGCUCAUAGUAAAUGAUACUUACAUAUAAAUAAUAAACAUUUAAUUUUGACUUUUCUUUAAAUACACAAGUAUAAUUGUAAGUUUAUUACGACGUUUAAUUGUAACUAUUAAUAUCAAUAAAUAACAUUUAAAA